Molecule: messenger RNA, 4465 nt
Organism: Hippoglossus stenolepis (Pacific halibut)
Lineage: Eukaryota; Metazoa; Chordata; Actinopteri; Pleuronectiformes; Pleuronectidae
Product: adenylate cyclase type 8
Exons: 26
Coding region: 724-4260 (1178 amino acids)
Biological process (GO): adenylate cyclase-activating G protein-coupled receptor signaling pathway; cAMP biosynthetic process; intracellular signal transduction
Cellular component (GO): plasma membrane
Molecular function (GO): adenylate cyclase activity
Source: RefSeq, a predicted model, not a curated record
UUUGACAUUUUUCUUCUUUCACGUUUCAUUUUCAGAAUGAUUUGUGAUAUUUAGUAAUUUCAGGUCACGUUCCUUCUCCUCGUGUGUGAAGCUGAAAUCAGACGUAAAAACGUCAAAGUGUAAACGACUCAAACACAAUGUGUCCCGGUUGGAGGUCGGCCAAUCCCAUCAUGCACCUGGACUGCACCACGUUAAUCUGUCCUGUUAACGAGCUGCCGUUUGUUUCAGGAAGUUGGAUUAAGACUCAGACGUUUGCUGCUCUGCCUUCGUUUGUCUUCUUCUUCUUCUUCUUCUUCUUCUUCUUCUUCUUCUCUGUUUGUCCACUUGUCUUCUUCUUCUCUGUCCUCUCUUCUUUGGUCUCACGUCUUCAUAUUUCAGGGACUUUGGACAAACUCUUCGACCUCGUUUGGUUCAAUCUGAAUUUCUUCCUCAUGAAGGUUUCCAAGACAAAAACAAACAUUUGAGAACUAGACAACGAUGAAGACGGGAUGAAGAGUGAAGUUGCAGCUGUGGGUUCGACAUGUGGAGUAAAAACAGGAAGAUGACAAAGUACAAAAAGAAAUAAAAGAAGGAAAAUGUGGAAGGAAAAGUGAAAAGACUUCAAACUGAGUUGAAAAGAAAGAAAGAGAAGAAACGGAGAAACAGGAAAGAGACGAAGCUUCGACUGCGACGACGAAAGAGACGAGUGUGAAUCUAAAGACAAGUCGUAGAGAGGGCGGAACAAUGAAUGACGCAGAAUGUGGCACCAAAGUGACGCAGCCGUCCGGUGACAUCACCUUCUGUAACAACCUAAGCCCCUCCCCCGGCCUGCGGCGGAAGCAGCUGUUGUGGCAAAACGCCGUCAGAAACAUCAUCGACCAGCACAACCUGUACACGCUGCGGCUGGCCGGCGGCCUGGAGAGGAGCCGCCAUGGCAUCACCGUCACCGAUGCCUACAUCGCCGACAUCAACAGGCAGAUCCGUAACAAGGCGUCUCGGGGGGCGCUGUGGCACAAGCGGCGCUCGUCGGCAGCUCGCGUUCAACCGGCGACACUGAGGUUCAGCGCGGCGACGCAGAGCAAACACGACUUGCUCAGUGACGCAGAUUUCUUCGUGUCGUGGGGAUCAACAGUGCGAGGCGUCUUCAUUCCUGCUCUGCAACACACAUUCAAGUCCGUGGACCUGGAGCAGCUGUACCAGCAGUUUUCCUCCGGUCAGAGAAGAACGUCUCUGGUCGUCUCCAACGUCCUCGACAUCAUCACCAGACUCCUCCUCUCUCUGCUUACAUGGCCAUCGGGCUGGAGCGGCGUGGCCUGUAAUUGGCUGGUUGGCCUAUCAGUCAUCCUGUGGGCGGGGAUCUGUGCUCUGGGUCUGAUCAGGAGGGAAGUGAUGAUGUCACCGCAGUUGCUCAGGUACCUGUCGGUGGUCAGCUGGUUGUCUCAGACGCUGCAGGUGUUGCUCGGCGUCUUCAGUUGGGCGGAGAGCGAUCACUCGUGGUACGUCGUCUUCACCCUCUUCUCCACCUACACUCUGCUGCCCCUCCCCCUCCUCUGGUCCAUUGUCGCCGGGGCAACCACCUCCACCCUGCACCUACUGGUGGACGUCUGCUGUCACCAUGGAGACCACACCUUCAUCAGAAAGGUGCUGUCGAAGGCCUUGCUGUACCUGGCGAUGAACACGGCCGGUCUGUUCAUCCACUACCUGUCGGACCGGACGCAGCGACAGUCCUUCCUGGAGACCAGACGCUGCAUCGAGGGCCGAGUGAGGCUGGAGAGAGAGAACCACCGACAGGAGCGUCUGGUGAAGUCCAUCCUGCCUCGUUUCCUGGUUCUGGAGAUGAUGUCUGACAUGGCCACCAUGGACGAGUAUCUGCUGCCUCAGCAGUUCCACAAGAUCUACAUCCACCACUACAAAGACGUCAGCAUCCUGUUCGCAGACCUCAUCGGCUUCACGCCGCUCUCGUUGAUUCUCUCUGCUCAGGAUCUCGUUAAAACUCUCAACGAACUCUUCGGCCGCUUCGACAGGCUGGCAGAGGGACAUCGCUGUUUGCGUAUCAAGAUCCUGGGCGACUGUUAUUAUUGUGUGUCUGGAGUUCCAGAGCCUCAGAGAGGACACGCUCGCUGCUGUGUGGAGAUGGGCCUCAGUAUGAUCAACACCAUCCGGUACGUUCGUCGGGAGCUGCAGCAGGAGGUGGACAUGAGGAUCGGGGUUCACUCGGGGUCGGUUCUUUGCGGCGUCUUGGGUCUUCAGAAGUGGCAGUUUGACAUCUGGAGCUGGGACGUGGACAUCGCCAACAGUCUGGAGGCUGCAGGCGUCCCGGGACGUAUCCACAUCUCUCGGGCCACUCUCGACUGUCUGGGCGGGCUCUACCAGACGGAGGCGGGACAUGGCCAGGACCGCAACGAGUUCCUACGGAAGCACAACAUCGACACCUACCUCAUCCGCCCGGCGCCGCGGGACGAGGCCGAGCCGCCGCAAGCGAGGCGCCCGAGUUACGACGAGAUGACGACUUGGAGCGCGGAGCUGCCGUUCGGAGACAUCCUGGGAAUGAAUUUCAUCCUUGCCACUUUCACCAACGGCUCACUGACCCAGCUACCCAAUCAGAUCGCAGCUCAGAGGUCGGGGUCACGGGAGGUCAACAAGAGGAUCCGUCAGGCCAUGGAGGUUCGGAGCGGUGAACGAAUGAGGAAGGAGCACAUCACCACCUUCACUCAGGUGUUCAAGGACUCGCACAUGGAGGGAAAGUAUUCACAGAUGAGGGACGAACUCUUCAAGUCCAACAUGGUUUGUUCCUUCAUCCUGCUGCUGCUGCUGAUGGCGGUGCAAGUGCUGAUCCCCGCCCCACGGUUAUGUCCGAUGGUCGCUCAGUUCGUAAUCAGCUGUGGUGUUUACGCUCUGCUCUUGUUGCUCACGCUGGGGGAGGAGUUUAAGCAUUGCCCUGCCCCCCUUCAGUCACUCUGUUGCUGGAUUCACGAAAACAAGCGCGCCCGGGCGCUGCUCACACUCACCGCCAUCGCUGUCAACUUUGGAGUCGCCUCCUCGGACAUCCUGUGGUGUGACUCAUCAGACGCUCACGUCAACCACACCGACGCCCCGCUGGCUCCGCCCACCUCUGCCUGGCCUGACAUCAACAUCUGUACACAUCCAGAGUACAUGGCUCUGAGUGGCGUGGUUGCCAUGGUUACCUGCGCAGUGUUCCUCAGGUUGAGUUGUGUGUUGAAGCUCGCCGUCCUCCUAGUGGCCGCCGCCCUCUACACCUACGUCAUCGAGACGCACAGGUCUCAUCACUUGUGUAAAAACGGCGUUUGUGUCGUUCUCAUGGUGAUGUUUGUGUUCGCCGUUCUCUACAACAGCAGACAGCUGGAGGCGACGGCCCGGCUGGACUUCCUGUGGCGUCUCCAGGCGAGGAAGGAGGUGGAGGACAUGAAGGAGCUGAGGGAACACAACGAGUGUCUGCUGCUCAACAUCCUGCCCGUCCACGUCGCACAACACUUCCUGGAGCGAGACAGCAACAACGAGGAGUUGUACUCGCAGUCGUACGAGCGGGUCGGCGUCCUCUUCGCCUCUCUGCCCAGUUUCUCCAACUUCUACGAGCAGCGUGAGCUGGUUCAUCAGCACGUCGAGUGUCUCCGCCUCCUCAACCACAUCAUCUCCGACUUUGAUGAGUUGUUGGACGAGUGUUAUUUUCAGGAGGUUGAGAAGAUUAAAACCAUCGGCAGCUCCUACAUGGCAGCGUCUGGUCUCUCUCCUGACAGACGGGAGUGGGAGGACGUCUGGCAUCACCUCAGUGAGUUGGUUCUUUUCGCUCUGGCGAUGCAGGAAACGCUCAAACACAUCAACUCAAACACAGGAAACAACUUCCAGCUCCGAGUCGGAAUCGCUCACGGCCCCGUGAUCGCAGGUGUGAUCGGUGCCACCAAACCUCAGUACGACAUCUGGGGGACAACGGUGAACAUGGCGAGCAGGAUGGAGAGCACGGGAGUCAGCGGCAGGAUUCAGGUCCCAGAAUCCACCAGCUGUAUUCUGGUGGAGCGAGGAUUCCUACGGCAACUUAGAGGGAACAUUUACCUGAAAGGCAUCAGCGAACGCCACGGCAAGGUUCGUACGUUUUUCGUGAGCAGUCAGGAGGAGCGCUCCAGCCUCGUGGAGCGCGGCGGUGGGCGGGGCUUCAGUCUGAACAGGAACACACUGGGAGCCGUCGUCUUCAGCCUCGUUCAGGCCCGAAAGAGAGAGAAGCUGCGGGAGGAGAACGGAGGGUUUCACCUGGUGGAGGCGUCGUAGCCUCAAUGAUCGGAAAUCCGCUUCCUUCAAUGGAAGGUGGGAACACGCUGGAAACUCCAAGGAGGAAUUUACAGGAACUAAAGAAAGUCGACAGAUGAACACGGAGGACGAAGUGUUUGUUCGCAGUCAAGUUAACUUGGCUACGUGGAUUUUCUUCAAAUCGUCAAUUCUACUCUGGUUUCAAUAAAACUGUUUUUUUGUCAUA